This is a messenger RNA of Apodemus sylvaticus (European woodmouse), 2063 nucleotides long. It is a transcript of the gene Ch25h, whose product is annotated as cholesterol 25-hydroxylase. Gene Ontology annotation, molecular function: C-4 methylsterol oxidase activity; iron ion binding; steroid hydroxylase activity. The transcript has a single exon. The record is from RefSeq and is a predicted model, not a curated record. Bases 722 to 1615 code for a protein of 297 amino acids. Lineage: Eukaryota; Metazoa; Chordata; Mammalia; Rodentia; Muridae. Gene Ontology annotation, biological process: sterol biosynthetic process; cholesterol metabolic process.
CCCUUUGAGGUUUGGCCCAAUUGAGCCAUUGUGGGUGUCAAGCCCAGCAUCCUCCGUUCUCCAAUCCAGAGCAAAGCCCUCUGGACUGCAGUCUAGCAGGACCCGAUCUCUCUGCAGGACACUGCUGGCUUUAAGGGUACCAGAGCCAGAGAGUCUUCCGCGCCAAAAGGCUGCGAGCCUGACUGCUCCUUUUUGGACGGUGCCUAUGCCAGGCUCCCUCUCUGUAAGGGACACAAUCGCUGUUUGAAACGGACCUAGUACCAGCACUGCGGGGUGAGGUGCGCACACUCAAGAGAUCCCCAAGAUGUAGAGUAAGUCUUUACACAUUCAAAUACAGGUAUUUUAAAACUCAGGGACUUCUGCUUUGGUCGGGGAACAGCACUUUCUGAGGGCGAUGAACUCAUUAGUUUGUAGCGGUGGUGGCCGGUGAAUUGUCCCAAGGCAGAAUCGCUUACUCCUGUGUCAACAGUAUGUCAGUUGAAAGGCGAGCGAACAGUCAGGGGAACGACUUUAAGGGAUGCUGCACCCAUUAAGCAGAGGUUUGAUGCAGCUAUAAACCAGGACAUAGACAGGAACCAAAUACAUAAUUCGGGCUAUUUAAGCAAAAUUCCGUAGAAGGGAAGAGAGGGAAGGAAGGCUGACGUCACUGGGGGGCGGGGCCGCAGUCCAAAGAAAAGUCGGAGGGCCUGGGGAGACCACAACUGUGGGACACAGUCUCAGCAUGGGCUGCCACAACGGUUCGGAGCUCCAAGACCUGGACUGUUCCAGCCAGCUGCUCCUGCAGCCCCUCUGGGACACCAUAAGGACCAGGGAGUCGUUCGCGGGCUCACCCUUCUUCCCAGUCACCUUUUCUAUCCUCACUUAUGUGAGCUUCUGCCUACCGUUCGUGGUGCUGGACGUCCUGUAUCCCUGGGUGCCCAUCCUGCGACGCUACAAGAUCCACCCGGACUUCUCGCCUUCCGUAAGGCAGCUUCUGCCCUGCCUGGGGCUGACACUCUACCAGCACCUGGUGUUCGUGUUCCCGGUGACGCUGCUGCACUGGGCGCGCAGCCCCGCGCUCCUGCCGCGGGAGGCCCCGGAGCUGUCCCAGCUCCUGAGUCACAUCCUGAUCUGCCUGCUGCUCUUCGACACUGAGUUCUUCGCCUGGCACCUGCUGCACCAUAAGGUGCCCUGGCUGUACCGCACCUUCCACAAGGUGCAUCACCAGAACUCGUCCUCCUUCGCGCUGGCUACCCAAUACAUGAGCGUCUGGGAGCUGCUUUCUCUGACCUUCUUCGACGUGUUGAACGUCGCGAUGCUUCAAUGUCACCCACUCACCACCUUUACCUUUCACUUGCUUAACAUCUGGCUGUCGGUGGAGGACCACUCUGGCUACGACUUCCCGUGGUCUACUCACAGACUUGUGCCCUUUGGCUGGUAUGGGGGUGUUGCUCACCACGACCUGCAUCACUCUCAGUUUAACUGCAACUUUGCUCCCUACUUCACACACUGGGACAAACUGCUGGGCACCUUGCGGUCCGCGCCCCUCCCAGAGCGCCUGUGUGCCUGCGGUAAGCGCUGCUUGGACUCCGGAGAGCUAUGCACUGUACACUUCAACAAGAAGAGACAGACUUGAGUUUUUUUUUUUUUUCAGAAGUUAGUAACUUUUAAAGUGAUGAACACUGCUAUAAAUUCUAAUGUAUUUCUACAGCCCAACAAAGUAAUUUAUAUGUUUGUAUAUGAAUUUAAUUGUAGUCUUGGUGUCAAAUUUCAACUCAUCCUGGUGUCGUUGACUUGUGGACACAAGUUAGACCUUCACUGUGGUGUAUUUAAAUCAUGAUCUCUAGAAUGAUUUUGUUUCUAGGACCAAGACUUUCCUAAGUAUGAAAUUGCACUGGAACUGGGCUAACCACACAUGUUGAUGGAAAAUCUAAUUUCUGACUCUUUAAAUAAUCAAAUUUGUUCCUGCUGGGCAGUGACCAAGGUUAUAGUAUAUUUUUCUACUUUUGAAGGAAAUGAUAUAUUUAUAUUGAAAGAAUUUUUAUUCAUAUUUUAAAAAUAAAAAGAAUAUGAACUAAACAAGC